Molecule: messenger RNA, 1121 nt
Organism: Didymodactylos carnosus
Lineage: Eukaryota; Metazoa; Rotifera; Eurotatoria; Philodinida; Philodinidae
Source: the annotation of a GenBank genome assembly
AUGUUUCCCUGGUUUAGUACAGCUGAUAUGCUAUUAACAACAACAACAAAUAGAAAAUAUACAGAAAACAAUAUAUCAACUUUAAAUUUGGAUUUUGCAAAUAUAUGUGCUGAACAGUUAAAAUUUAUACUCGAAUCUCAAUGUUAUAACGGAAAUAAUGUCACAUUUCUACAUUCACCAUUCAUCAAACCAUCACCACCCGUUCGUAUAUCACCACCACCAUUGUCCAGUGAUGAUGAUGAUGAUUCUAACAGUGAAUUAUCAACAUCAUCUUCAAAAAUUAAAAUUUCACUCUCAUCUGAAUUUUUACCACCUAAAACAACAGUAGUUAACGAUAAAGAAGAACAAACCGAAUUACUUGAUGACAAUAGUAGCACAACCAAUGCUUAUAGAUGUCGAGAAUGUGAUAAAUAUUUUUCAACAGCUCAUGGUCUCGAAGUUCAUGCACGACGAACACAUACCGGUUUACGACCAUAUUCGUGUGAUUUAUGUCAAAAAACGUUUGGUCAUUCGAUAUCGUUACAACAACAUCGUCUUACACAUUCACAACAACGGUGUUUUCAAUGUAAAACAUGUUUCAAAUGUUUCAAACGUUCUUCAACAUUAUCCACACAUUUACUUAUUCAUUCUGAUACACGACCCUAUUCAUGUUCCUAUUGUGGAAAACGUUUUCAUCAAAAAUCCGAUAUGAAAAAACAUACGUAUAUACAUACAGGUAAGAAUUUCGAAGUAAAUCGUCCUCUUAAUUGUACUAUUUUGUAUAGAGAGCUUAACAUUUCUUCUUACUCUUUCUAAAGCUAAGAAAAAGUGAAAGUCAUUUUGUUAUAUCUCUGAGUCUUAUAUGCACACAAUCUACCAGUUGACAUGUGCGUUCGACUUCACCUUCAAUACUCCUUUCUCAUGUAACAAUUUCGCAAAACAUUUGGAAGAACGAUAUGUUCUUUGUUUCAGUUGCUUAUAGAAUUUUCGAAUUCAAGUAAACGUAUCGUUUCAACAUGUAGUCUGAUUUCAAAAUUUUCACCAUAACGAUUUAAAUUGUAUAGAUCCUUUUUAAUUGAGAUUUCUACUUUUACCACAAUUAGUAGAAGAAAUAAAUACAGAAAAGAUCUCGGAAAAAUGUC